UUGGGGUUUCAAUUCUAUGGUGGUGGCGUUUUAAAAAAGCUGAAUAUUUUUUAUUCAUCGCAUUUUUUUUCAUGUAAUCAUUUCCCUCCAUUUUUUCCACGCGCACGCUUUCCCAUAUCCGAAUAAUAAUAAUUUUUUAAAUUAAAUUAAAUCUUCAAACCAAUAAAAAAACAAUAAUUUAAUUUAUAUUUUUCCCCGCUCCAUAAGAAUCCAGUGUCACCAUAAAAGGCUCCAACUAAUUAUCAUCAUUCAAAAAAUCCAGAAUCUUCUUUCUUUUGUUCUCUCUCUGCUGCAAACUUUAUCUUUAAUCUAGGGUUUCAUUUUUCCUCUUCCUCGCUGCAUUCUCACUCAGGUUUUUCUGUUGACAUGGAUUCGACAGCGCAGUCAUACCAACAUCGCUCACUUUCAAUCAAAUUAUGGCCCCCUAGCCAGAGUACUAGGUUGAUGCUGGUUGAACGAAUGACCAAGAACCUCACAACUCCGUCCAUUUUCUCUAGAAAGUAUGGACUGCUUAGCAAAGAAGAGGCUGAAGAGGAUGCAAAGGAAAUUGAGGAUGCAGCUUUUGUGACUGCAACCCAACAUUUUGAAAAGGAGCCAGAUGGUGACGGGAGUUCUGCUGUGCAAAUUUAUGCCAAGGAAUCAAGUAAGCUUAUGUUGGAGGUUCUCAAAAGAGGACCAAAAGUGAAGGAGGAUGUGGAAUUGAUAUCUGAAAAGGCUGUUGAAACUGUUUUUGACUUAUCUGGGGGUCGCAGAGCAUUUAUUGAUGGGGAGGAAGCUGCAGAAGUUCUGAAACCAUUGAGGGGACCUAACUCUUUUACAAAGAUAUGUUUCAGCAAUAGAAGUUUUGGUUUGGAUGCUGCUCAUGUAGCUGAACCCAUCCUAAUAUCAAUCAAAGAUCAACUUAAAGAGGUGGAUCUAUCAGAUUUUAUUGCUGGGAGACCAGAAGCAGAAGCUCUUGAAGUGAUGAAUAUAUUUUCUUCUGCACUCGAAGGUUCUGUUUUAAGAUAUCUUAACUUGUCAAAUAAUGCCAUGGGCGAAAAGGGGGUUAGAGCAUUUCGGUCACUCCUCAAAUCGCAAAAUGACUUGGAGGAGCUUUAUUUGAUGAAUGAUGGUAUUUCAGAGGAAGCUGCAAAAGCAGUUGCUGAAUUGAUUCCUUCCACAGAGAAGCUUAGGGUUCUUCAUUUCCAUAAUAACAUGACUGGAGAUGAAGGAGCAUUUGCCAUAGCUGAUGUUGUAAAACGUUCCCCAGCCUUGGAAGAUUUUCGAUGUUCAUCUACCAGAGUAGGCUGUGAUGGUGGAGUUGCUGUUGCUGUAGCACUUGGGACAUGCAAGCACUUGAAGAAGCUUGAUUUGCGUGACAAUAUGUUUGGUGUGGAAGCUGGAGUUGCUCUAAGUAAAGUUAUACCAGUAUUUGUUGACCUUACAGAGAUAUACCUCAGUUAUUUGAACUUAGAGGAUGAUGGUGCAGAAGCCCUUGCUAAUGCUCUUAAGGAAUCUGCACCGUCACUGGAAAUUUUGGAUAUGGCUGGGAAUGACAUUACAGCAAAAGCUGCUGUUUCUGUGGCUGCCUGUAUUUCAUCAAAGCAGUUCCUCACCAAGUUAAAUUUAUCUGAGAAUGAACUGAAGGAUGAAGGUGCAGUUUUAAUCAGUAAGGCAUUGGAAGGUGGUCUUGGCCAAUUAAAUGAAGUUGAUCUAAGUACAAAUUCGAUCACAUGGUCAGGAGCUAGGCUGUUGGCUGAAGCUGUUGUUCAGAAACCUGGAUUUAAGUUGCUAAACAUUAAUGCUAAUUUCAUUUCUGAUGAAGGGAUUUGCGAGUUGCAGAAAAUAUUUAAAAACUCACCCGACAUGCUGGGUCCUUUGGAUGAGAAUGAACCUGAUGGCGAGGACAUUGAUGAAGAGGAUGAAGAAGAUGACGACAAUGAUGAAUUGGAAUCAAAACUGAAAGGCCUUGAGAUUUAAGAACAUUCAUAGGACUCAGGCACCGGACACCUACUUCAGAUUAAUUUGUAGGCCAAUUCAUAUUUGCGAUAGACUUGCUUGUUUCAUACCCAGCAGCUAGCUUUAAUCUUUGUAUUUUAGAUUUUCUAUUCUACAACUUGACUUUUUUAAAGUUUGCCAGAUAUAUGCUCUUAAUGUAUCUGGCAAGACAAGAAAUGAACAAAUGGUAUUAGCUGUAGAAAUUUUUGGGCUUUAUUGUGCCUUUUCCUGGCAAAUUAUUACCUUUGAUUGCUGGGUCAAGCUUAUAUAUUUGCAAUUGAUUUGAUAUGCAGAUUAUUUAUUACCUUUGA
This is a messenger RNA of Cicer arietinum (chickpea), 2288 nucleotides long. Its product is annotated as RAN GTPase-activating protein 2. The record is from RefSeq and is a predicted model, not a curated record. Gene Ontology annotation, molecular function: protein binding; GTPase activator activity. NCBI's taxonomy places the organism in Eukaryota, Viridiplantae, Streptophyta, Magnoliopsida, Fabales, Fabaceae.